Messenger RNA from Cygnus olor (mute swan), 1539 nucleotides. It is a transcript of the gene CCNB2, whose product is annotated as cyclin B2. The record is from RefSeq and is a predicted model, not a curated record. Gene Ontology annotation, molecular function: cyclin-dependent protein serine/threonine kinase regulator activity. Gene Ontology annotation, cellular component: cytoplasm; cyclin-dependent protein kinase holoenzyme complex; nucleus. The transcript is spliced from 9 exons. Gene Ontology annotation, biological process: regulation of cyclin-dependent protein serine/threonine kinase activity; mitotic cell cycle phase transition. NCBI's taxonomy places the organism in Eukaryota, Metazoa, Chordata, Aves, Anseriformes, Anatidae. Bases 16 to 1347 code for a protein of 443 amino acids.
UCGAGGGGCGGGCCAAUGGAGCGCGUGCAUCGUAUGAAGCUGCCCAAUAGGAGCGCGGGAGAGAGUUUAAAGGGGAGCAGCGGCGACGUGAGGCAGCAGUUGGGGUCUCUGUUUGCGGGGAGUCGCGCGGGUGGUAGCGGCCUCCCACAUCUCCGUACCAUGGCCGUAACGCGCCGCGCAGCCGUCACCAGGGGGUUGGAGAAUGCUGUGACUGAACUUAAUGGUAAAGCCAAAAGCCAAGUGACUGCUAAAAGGGCUGCUUUGGAAGAAAUAGGAAACAAAGUUACAACAAGAGGAACGCGUGUAACUAAGAAAACAGACUGCUUCAAAUCAUCCGUAAAGCCUAGUAAGAUGACGAAUACAAUUAUACUGCCUAAACCUCCAGCUGCUGUGAAACCAGUGCUCAAAGAAACUACUGUUCCAAAGGUUCUGUCUCCUGUCCCUAUGGAUGUGUCUAUGCAAGAAGAGGAUUUGUGCCAAGCCUUCUCUGAUGUGUUGCUCAACAAUGUAGAAGACAUCGAUGCGGAGGACUGUGGGAAUCCCCAGCUCUGUAGUGACUAUGUAAAGGAUAUCUAUCUGUAUCUGAGACAGCUUGAGCUGCAGCAGUUGGUGCGCCCACGUUACCUCGAUGGGAAGACAAUCAAUGGGCGUAUGCGUGCAAUUUUAGUUGACUGGCUUGUCCAGGUCCACUCAAGAUUCCAGCUUCUGCAGGAAACACUGUACAUGUGUGUUGCAAUUAUGGACCGCUUCUUACAAACUCAUUCAGUACCUCGUAAGAGACUUCAGUUGGUGGGUGUAACAGCGCUGCUUCUAGCUUCAAAAUACGAAGAGAUGUUCUCUCCUGAUAUAGCAGACUUUGUUUACAUUACUGACAAUGCUUACACUGGUGCUGAAGUUAGAGAAAUGGAGAUGACGAUUCUUAAAGAGUUGAACUUCGAUUUGGGGCGGCCUCUUCCACUUCAUUUCUUAAGAAGAGCAUCAAAAGCUGGAGAGGCUGAUGCUGAGCAACAUACACUAGCAAAAUACCUGAUGGAAUUGACAUUGAUAGACUAUGACAUGGUGCACCAUCAUCCUUCAGAGAUUGCAGCAGCUGCGUUAUGCUUGUCUCAAAAGAUUCUGGGACAGAACAAAUGGGGUACAAAGCAGCAGUACUACACUGGGUAUGCAGAAGACAGUCUUGUGAUGACUAUGAAACAUAUGGCCAAGAAUGUGGUUAAAGUAAAUGAGAACUUAACAAAAUACACUGCUAUAAAGAACAAGUAUGCGAGUAGCAAACUCCUGAGGAUCAGCACAAUCCCUCAACUGAACAGCAAGACAAUCAAGGACCUAGCAUCAUCACUCCUAUGAUAACCCUAGACAGAUGUAUCUGAUGAUAUGCACUUUGUCCUUAGUUGUCUAUUGAGGCAAAGCUACUGCUCUCUGUAAAUAGCAUUCCAGCCUUAUCACAGACGUUUCAGACCCUCUGAAGGUGAAAUUUUAAACUUGCUUUGUAAUACAACUGUAUGCUCAGAAAUAAAGCUCUUUUCUUUAAAAAAAAAA